Didymodactylos carnosus is the source of this 1751-nucleotide messenger RNA. The record is from the annotation of a GenBank genome assembly. NCBI's taxonomy places the organism in Eukaryota, Metazoa, Rotifera, Eurotatoria, Philodinida, Philodinidae.
UUUCUAUUUAUAGAUUCUUUUGUUGUUGUUUGGCUCGAGUCAUUGUUUUAUAGGUCGGUGACCUUUGAUGACUCUCACUUUUCGUGAAUAAAAUUCAUUCAUUCAUUCAUUAAACACUAUUUGUUUGGCAUUAGUUCAAUUAAAGCCUCGUAGAAUUCGACUUUCAAGAGAAAUUUGUUGGUAUUUUUCAUAAAAGAAUGAAUGAUAUGAGUUUCAGUGUACAAAACCACUGUUUUUAAUAGCACGGUGGACAAGUGGACUUGCCACUAUAGUCCACUAUGAAAAACUGGAACUGUAAUUUCAGUUUUAACUGUAAGUUUCCACUGUGUUGUUGAUUCCAAAGUGGAAUAUACAUAUAAAAUUCACCAUAACCAAAUUUCUGUUCAAAAAUACUGCACAAGUUCAUUAGCUUAUUUUAUCAAAGGCGCAGAAUGAAGUCAAAACUGUUAGUUAUCCUUGCACAAUUUUCAUUUUCCAGACUGUAUCUGCUGUUAAAAGUCUGUCAGUUCUAAAAUUUCUGUCUCUAAGCAAAUACAGUUUGUCUCAGAGUUUCAAAUAAUCAGGGGGUCGUAUGACGAAAAAACUUAAGUCGAAGAGUGACUUAAGUCAUGGGAACUGUAGUCUUAACGUUAAGACCGAAAACUUAAGUCAUUGACACAUUUUUCGAAUAGCUCAGGCAUUUAACAAUAUGAUUCGACGAAAACAACCUUUUAAAGUUUAGAGAAUAAAUCUUUUGUUUUUUAAAAGUCUGGUUUUUUGAAAGUCUGUCACUGUUGCCAAUGACUUUCAAAAAGUAAACAAAUAAGCAACUUAAGUCGUUUCGUAAUAUGGUUUAAGUCCCCUAACUUAAGUUAGUCUUAAACUUAGUUUUAAAUCACGGCUUAAGUUUUUUCAUAAUAUGAUCCCCAGACUGGCAAAAACUUUUAGUUUUGAUAACGGUCUCGUUUCUUAUUUUUUAGAUUGUUAAAGUUCUAGGAAACAUGUCCAUCCUAGCCAAACAACGAUGGAAAAUGUUAGGUGAAAUUCUAUUGAAUAAGAAUAUUGCCAGCAGUAGUAAUUACGAAGAUAUCUCAGUGAUGCGUUUUAAAACCUAUCAUUUUUAUACAAAAACACUAAACUACGAAGAAGAAGACGAAUCAAUAUGGUGUACGGUUCAAUUUUCAAUAGAACCAGAUUUAAAAUUGAGCAUUCGAUUAUGUUCCACAAAAAUUGGUUAUGAAGAUUUGAUUGGAUUUAACAAUACGGGAAAUACAUGUAUAUGGCCAUCAGAGGAAAUAUUAACAUAUUAUUGUCUUAAGUCAAAAAUAGUAUUUAGAAAUAAAAGUGUAUGUGAAGUGGGAGGUGAUUUAUCGGCAAUAGUGGAGAAAAAUGAUGAUUGGUUAUGUCCUAUUGAAUCUCGAAUAUUACUAUGGAAUAGAAAUACAACUGAUGAAAAUUUAAAAGAACGAUUUGAUUUUGUAUUAUCAGCUGACUGUUUUUUCUUCGAAGAAUUACAUCAUGAUUUUUGUCAUACAGUUCAAUACAUGUUAAAAGAUGAAGGUGUAUCGAUCAAUUUUGCACCAAAACGAGCAGAAACAUUAGAAAAAUUUCUUAAAAUAGCCAAAAAUUAUUUUGAUUGCGAUCUAUAUGAUUAUUACGAUGAUUGUGUUUGGCAGAAACAUAUUGAAGCAAAAUCAACGAAUGAAAAUUAUUCACCUGAUAUCCAUUAUCCAUUACUUGUUGUUUUACGAAAGAAAACAAAACAAAUUUAG